GCCCGGGGGCGCUGUGGGCCCCUGGGAGCGGGCGGCUCUCGGGCUGCCGGCCGCGCUCACUUGCUCUGCGCUCACUCGCGCGGAGGUUUCCCCGCCGGCCGCGUCCCGUCCGCUCCCUGCGAACCAGGAGUGCCCCCUGCGCGCCCCCGGGCUCCGCUCCGGCCCGGCUGCGCCAGACGCAGCUCUGCCCGACGGCGACAUGGGCGCCCCCCCAGUCCCGGAGGCUGGCAGCUGGCGCUGGGGGCCUGUGCUCCUCGCCUUCUUCCUGGCUGCCUCCCGAGGUCUGGUGGCAGCAUUCAAGGUCGCCACGCCGUAUUCCCUGUAUGUGUGUCCCGAGGGACAGAACGUCACUCUCACCUGCAGACUCUUGGGCCCCCUGGCCAAAGGGCACGACGUGACCUUCUACAAGACCUGGUACCGCAGCUCACGGGGUGAGGUGCAGGCCUGCUCGGAGCGCCGGCCCAUCCGCAACCUCACGUUCCAGGACCUUCACCUGCACCACAGCGGCCACCAGGCCAACACCAGCCAGGAUCUGGCCCAGCGCCACGGGCUGGAGUCAGCCUCUGACCACCACGGCAACUUCACCAUCACCAUGCGCAACCUGACCCUGCUGGACGGCGGCCUCUACUGCUGCCUGGUGGUGGAGAUCAGGCACCACCACUCGGAGCAGCGGCUCUACGGAGCCAUGGAGCUGCAGGUGCAGAGAGGCGAAGAAGCACCAUCCAAGUGCAUUGUGCACCCACCCUCCUCCAAGGAGAGUGAAAGCAUCACGGCUGCUGCCCUGGCUACGAGCGCCUGCAUCGUGGGCAUCCUCUGCCUCCCCCUCAUCCUGCUCCUGGUCUACAAGCAAAGGCAGGUGGCCUCCAACCGUCGUGCCCAGGAGCUGGUGCGGAUGGACAGCAACAACACUCAAGGAAUUGAAAACCCCGGCUUUGAGAUCUCUCCACCUUCCCAUGGGAUGCCAGAGACCAAGCCCAGGCAACCCCUGACCUAUGUGGCCCGGAGGCAGCCUUCUGAGUCUGGGCGGCAUCUGCUCUCUGAGCCCAACACUCCUCUGUCUCCACCAGGCCCCGGGGAUGUCUUCUUCCCCUCCCUAGACCCUGUCCCUGACUCUCCAAACUCUGAGGCCAUCUAGACCAGCUGGGGGCCGUGGGCAGUUGUGGCUGGGCCUGGGGCAGGUGCAUUUGAGCUAGGGCUGGCCCUCUGAGUGGUCCCUUGGCCUUGGACCUGGUUUCUUCCCUCCUGAUCUAAGCUCAGACUCUUUGAAAUACUCCUGAUGGCCAGACCCUCAGCCUCUCUGGAUGCUACAUGGCAGAAGGGAGAAGGUGUUGGAUUGCUCAGCCCCUGUCUCAAGGAUGGUGGGGUGCUGGGAUCCCACCCCAGAGACCUGAAAUUCACCAGCUACUGAUGCCAAAUGACCUCCAUCUUAGAAGCCCCAGAACUGCCAGCUGUGUGGCAGCCUCUCUCCCUGGGACAUAAGCCUUGGGACCUGACAGCAGAGAUGGGCACCGGGCAGACUCCCCAGUGCCACCCUCCAGGCAUGAGACAUAGGACAAGAUGUGGAGAGACUCGUCCCCACUGUGGUGGACCCAGCUCCCCCAUCUCGCCUGAGACUGCUCAUCUGUCAAACCUCUUUGUAAUCAUGAGGCUCUGGGGCUGGGCCUGCCUGACCCUGGGCCGUGGGAGCCUUCCCCAGCUGCCUUCUACCAGCCAACUCUGAGGAGCCGUCAACAGGUUACACAAAUCUGGGGCUCCCACUGCCUGCAUUCUGGUCCCCAGAAUUCAUUGGCCAGAAGCCCCAAAACGGGAAGUAUAUGCUGCGGCACGGUGGCCACUGUGAGCCAACUGGCAUCUUGGGCAAUGGGAACCAGGCCAGAGGUUGCACCACCCACCGCAGAUGGGAGUAGAGGGGAGAGCCAGGGGCCUGCUGGGAAGGCGAGCGGAGAGGGCUCCACCGCCUGCUCCCUGCGGUCGAGAGAGCUGGUGACCACAUAAUGUACUGCUCAAACUGUGACACUCUUGGGGUGCUAUUCAAAACUACUUGGGCAACAGUGCAAAACCUGUGGGUGGAUUGUAAGAGCUGGGUUUAAAUCCCUACCCUGCUUCCGAGGUGCCUGAGGCCCAGGGAGCCCUCUUCCCCCACCCCCCAGUCUUUGGUCCUCUGUUCCAGUCAAUCUGUGCUGAGCCUUCACUGCAGCGUGAUCCUGUUGGGUGGGAGGGGCGGGCGUGUCCCUAGAAAGUCUUAUGCCCGCUCUGCUCUGGACCCUCUGCUCCCAUCUCCCGCUUCAGGGCAUGACCCAAGUUUGUUUUUAUACACAUAUAUGAGGGGAAUCCUUUGUGGAAUUUCGAUUAAAGAGUUUUAAAGCAUG
Molecule: messenger RNA, 2369 nt
Organism: Balaenoptera musculus (blue whale)
Lineage: Eukaryota; Metazoa; Chordata; Mammalia; Artiodactyla; Balaenopteridae
Gene: VSIR
Product: V-set immunoregulatory receptor
Exons: 7
Coding region: 200-1135 (311 amino acids)
Biological process (GO): negative regulation of CD4-positive, alpha-beta T cell proliferation; regulation of immune response; positive regulation of regulatory T cell differentiation
Cellular component (GO): plasma membrane
Source: RefSeq, a predicted model, not a curated record